Pochonia chlamydosporia 170 is the source of this 1827-nucleotide messenger RNA. RefSeq names its product C6 transcription factor. Gene Ontology annotation, biological process: positive regulation of transcription by RNA polymerase II. Gene Ontology annotation, molecular function: zinc ion binding; DNA-binding transcription factor activity, RNA polymerase II-specific; transcription cis-regulatory region binding. Gene Ontology annotation, cellular component: nucleus. The record is from RefSeq and is a predicted model, not a curated record. Bases 1 to 1827 code for a protein of 608 amino acids. Lineage: Eukaryota; Fungi; Ascomycota; Sordariomycetes; Hypocreales; Clavicipitaceae. The transcript has a single exon.
AUGUCGCUCUUUCGGCAACUCAUGUCCAACAGCAAGACCCGCUCAUCGGGGGGAUGUUGGACAUGCAGAGUGAGACGCAAGAAGUGUGCAGAGAAUCGCCCAGAGUGUGAUACCUGCAAAGCUCUUGAAAUCACAUGCUAUUUCCAGGAUGAAAAACCAGAUUGGAUGGAUGGAGGACCCAAGCAGAGGGCGAUGGCUGAUAAGAUCAAGGCUGAAGUGAAGAAACAGGCCAGCCAGAGGAGAGACCGCAAAUAUCUGGAGAUGUUGGAAGCAGGGACUAAGAUGGUGAGCAUAAGCGACAAGGACGAUUCUUCAGCAAACGGCCGUCUUGGGAAGGACCCCAUGUCUGGUGCUUCAGAUACAGACCCGUCUCUUCGUGGCCACGGGACAGGCUCAUCACCCGAAUCAAGCAACACAAAUGGCACCUCUCCUCCAGAGGCUCCGUGGCACAGUCAAGUUUUUGUGCGUCAAGAGGAUAACGACAAUGCUCCGGAUACCGACCUGCACUUUUUAAUGAUAUAUCUCGACUACGUCUUCCCCUAUCUAUUUCCACAUUACCGACCACCUGUUCUGGCUGGCGGUCGUGGUUGGAUCUUGGAUGUUUUGCAAAGUAACAGAUCUGUCUACCACACUGCAGUCUCUCUGGCAAGCUCCUUCUUUGCCAUUGUUUUGGCAAAUGGUGAAAAGGAGCAUGAGCAAUGUACGAUGCGAAUGGUGCACCGACUUGAAAGCCAGCUCGAAUUGGGACUCAAAGAGCUGUCCAAAGAGAUGUGCUAUAUCAACGCCAGCAGGACCGGCUUUGACAAGCAGAAGGGCCUUAUAGUGAUGCAAAGUAUCAUUCAGAUGCUCUUUUUCGAGGUCGCAACAUCAAAGAAGGAGAAUUGGCGAAUGCAUCUUGACGCUGCGAUUGCUUUGUUCGUGCAGAUUCUGCCCAAGGCGGAUGACUGGAGAGUAACACUGCACGGCUUGUACAGCCCAAAAUGGCCACCGCCUGAAAUUGGCAUGAGACGACCGUGGAGCACUAACCAAGCAGCCUUGCGCUUCUUCACAGCAACCCUCCUCUACAUUGAUGUUUUGUCAAGUGUGACACUUGCGAGCGCACCGAGAUUGCACCAAUAUCACGACGUCAUCAUUCCCGCGUGCGAAGAAUUCCACAGAAGUAUCGAACCCGUCCCUGCUGGACCGUUAAGCAUGAAUGAGUUCUUUGGAUUGCCUAAUUGGAUAAUCCAACUUCUCGGCAACGUGGCCGCGUUGGAAUCUUGGAAACGUGUCCAGAAACAAAUGGGUUCCUUGUCAGCCAACGAGCUGGUGUCGCGGGGAAAGGUCCUUUCUGAUGGAAUUAAGACUGGCGUUGACAUUCUGGAGAAUCACCCAGAAUUGCGAAGCCCAACCCAAGGAGUGUUCCCUCUACUGGUGGCGGAUCCCGUGACGGGAUCUCACGCAGAGGAACAACCAAGGUUCCAGAUGAUUUGGCUACUCGCAACGCUGAGUUACCUGAAUGUGGUCGUGUCUGGAUGGCAGCCAUCGAGCCCUGAAAUUCGCUGGUCCGUUUCAAAAGCGACAGUAUUGCUAAGCUCGCUCCCAAAGGGAACUUGGUUACGAGCCUUGGCGUGGCCAAUGUGCGUUUGUGGUUGUCUUUCACCACCAGAGGAUGAAGACAAGUACCGUCAAAUAGCACAACGACUUGGUGCUCUGCAAAUAUUUGGUACGGUGAAGGAGGCUAUGGAGGUCAUGGAGAAGGUGUGGUUUAUGCGUGGGCAGAUUGACGAGUCUUGGGAUGUGGCACGCUGCAUGAAUAUCUUGGGCCACGGCAUCUUGUUGAUCUGA